Oppia nitens is the source of this 1017-nucleotide messenger RNA. RefSeq names its product NFU1 iron-sulfur cluster scaffold homolog, mitochondrial-like. Gene Ontology annotation, molecular function: iron ion binding; iron-sulfur cluster binding. Gene Ontology annotation, biological process: iron-sulfur cluster assembly. Lineage: Eukaryota; Metazoa; Arthropoda; Arachnida; Sarcoptiformes; Oppiidae. The record is from RefSeq and is a predicted model, not a curated record. Gene Ontology annotation, cellular component: mitochondrion. The transcript has 6 exons. Bases 75 to 944 code for a protein of 289 amino acids.
GUUAUGUCUAUUACUAAUACAGUAUUACAUAAAUAGUCAACACAUGAGAGCAAUAAUAUCCGUCAAUAAUAGAUAUGUUUGCUAAAUGUCAACAAAGCCGUCGGCUUUUCACUGGUGGCCAUCCGUGUCAGCGAUGGGUGACUUCAGUGGUGCGCUAUUUGUAUAACAAUAGUUUCGAUAAAACCAUGACUGCGGCCGACAACCGAUGGCCGGCGACUCGUGAAUCUCUUGUCAAACGACAACUUCAUUCGUUAGUGAAUCCGAAGAAGAUAUUGUUUAAAGAUCGACAGCUGAAGAUAGUGACACAAAUGAACAGAUCUAUGUUUAUUCAGACGGAAGAUACGCCAAACCCUAAUAGUCUUAAGUUUGUUCCGGGUGUUAGAGUAAUGACUGAAGGAACCAUCGAUUUUCCAAAUGUCAAGUCAGCUAUGAAUAGGUCCCGAUUGGCUGAAGCGUUGUUUCGUAUUGAAGGAGUGAACGCCGUAUUCUUUGGUCCCGAUUUUAUUACAGUCACCAAAAUCGACGACGACGUCGAGUGGAAACUAUUGAAACCCGAAAUAUUUGCUACGAUUAUGGACUACUUCGCUACCGGACUGCCCAUAGUCAGUGAAACCAGUGAUGACACUGAAAAAACAGAUAAAGUGGGCGACGAUACUGAAGAUGAAACGGUAGCAAUGAUUCGGGAACUGAUUGAAACUCGGAUCAGACCCACAGUUCAAGAAGACGGAGGAGAUGUCAAGUUUAUGGGAUUUCAAAACGGAACCGUUAAACUUAAACUUCAAGGCGCCUGUACUUCGUGUCCAUCAUCUAUAGUUACACUGAAGAGUGGUAUUCAAAAUAUGUUACAAUUUUAUAUACCCGAAGUUGUUAACGUUGAACAGGUGAGCGACGAAUUAGAUUCAUUGGCCGCCAAAGAGUUUGAAAAAUUCGAGAAAAAAUCCUAAUUAUCCACUUAUACACAAUUGGUUACACAAUUGUAAGUAUACUUAGUAUACAACAAAAAUAAAAUAAAAUUUA